Elgaria multicarinata webbii is the source of this 3148-nucleotide messenger RNA. It is a transcript of the gene OIT3, whose product is annotated as oncoprotein induced transcript 3. The transcript is spliced from 9 exons. NCBI's taxonomy places the organism in Eukaryota, Metazoa, Chordata, Lepidosauria, Squamata, Anguidae. The coding region runs from base 191 to 1846 and encodes 551 amino acids. The record is from RefSeq and is a predicted model, not a curated record. Gene Ontology annotation, molecular function: calcium ion binding.
CUGAUAAAACCUCCAGUACCCUUGAUAGUCCCUCUCCCUCCCUCUCUCUCCCUCUCUCUCUGUGAACUUACUUUGAAACUCCAGAAUCUAUUAGGACACCUGGCGUGGUUGAGAGAGGAUCCAGGUGAAUCCACGGCGUGCGCUUAAAAGGGAUUCCUUUGAUGUUGCACAUUGUCUUUGUCAAAGGGGGAUGUUCCUGCUUCUCGUUCUGUCCUUCUGCCUCCGUGCUAAAGCACAGCCCUUACAGGAGAACACAGUGGCUCUCGAUCCUUGUUCCGCCUAUAUCAGUCUGAAUGAUCCUUGGAGGAACACAGACUAUCAGUUCAAUGAUUCUGUUGACAACCCAGAGUGCGACAGCCAUGUUGAUGGAGAAUGGUACCGCUUCACUGCGAUGGCUGGUGAUGCCAUGCCCACCUUCUGCAUCCCAGAGAACUCCUGUGGUACCCACGCCCCAAUUUGGCUGAACGGCAGCCACCCUCAAGAGUCAGAUGGCAUUGUCGAAAGGCAGGCCUGUGCCACCUUCAAUGGAAACUGCUGCUUCUGGAACACAACUGUCAAAGUGAAAGCAUGCCCAGGAGGCUACUAUGUCUACCGCUUAACCAAGCCCAGUGCCUGCUACCAUGCCUACUGUGGACAUUUCUAUGACAUCUGUGAUGUGGUUGAUUGCCAGGGCUCCUGUUUGGACACUGGAGAUUGCAUGUGCUCUUUAGGGACAAUACUGGGACCAGAUGGACAGUCCUGCCUUGAUGAAAACGAAUGUGAAAGGAAAAAUGGAGGCUGCAGCGAGUUCUGUGUGAACCUGAAAAACUCCUACCGUUGUGAAUGUGGAGUUGGGCGUGUUCUGGGGAAAGAUGGAAAGACUUGUGAAGAAAUUGAAGGGUGUGACAACAGCAAUGGAGGCUGCAGCCAUACUUGCAGCACGGUGGAAGGCACCUAUCAGUGUGAGUGCCCACGGGGUUUUGUUUUGUCAGAGGACAACCACACCUGCCAAGUUCCAGUCCUUUGCAAAUCUACCGCCAUAGAGGUGAACAUCCCUAAGGACCUUGUUGCAGGGAUGGACCUCUCACUUAUCAAUGGUUCCUGCAGAGGUGUAUCCAAUGGCACACAUGUCAACAUCAUCUUCUCCCUGAAAUCCUGUGGUACCACGAUAGAUGUCGUAAAUGACAAAAUCAUCGCUACCAAUAUGGUGACUGGCUUGCCAAAGCAAACUCCUGGCAGUAAUGGUGACAUCAUCGUCCGCACCGGCAAGCUCUUGAUCCCCGUCACGUGUGAAUUCCCUUGCCGCUACAUCAUCUCAGAGGGCUACGUCCCCAACGUUAAGAACCCGCCGCUGGAGAUCAUGGGCCACAACCAGGGUGUCUUCCCCUUCACCCUCGAGAUUUUCAAAGACAAAGCGUUCGAAGAGGUCUACCGGGAUACUCUCCCCACCCUUAAACUUCGAGAUUCUUUGUAUUUUGGGAUCGAGCCCUUGGUGCACCUGAGUGGUCUGGAGACAUUAGUGGAAAGCUGUUUUGCCACCCCGACAUCCAAGACCGAUGAGAUCCUGAAGUACUACUUAAUUCGAGACGGCUGCGUUUCUGAUGAUUCUGUCAAGCAGUACACAUCCAGGGAUCAUCUUGCCAAGCACUUCCAGGUCCCAGUGUUCAAAUUUGUGGGCAAAGAUAACAAGGAAGUAUUCCUGCAUUGCCGUGUCCUUGUGUGCGGAGCGACCGAUGAGAGGUCUCGUUGCGCACAGGGCUGUCGCAGACGGAUGCGCAGAUGGGCUGAGAUGGAGGAAGAGGAAGCCAGUCACAUGGCUAAUCACACCUUGAUGGGGGGCCCGAUUAGAAUUGAGGUGGAGGAAUAGACCUGUCUUGUGACCGUGUGUCCCACUGAAGCUUUCUCCUUUGUACCUUUAAUAGUGAGCAGUAGUUGGAGGGGGGGAGUUAUAUCAGUCUUCCCCAAUCUGCUGCCCUCUAGAGGUGUUGCUUUACGACUCCUAGCUCGGCCUGGCUAGAGGGUGCUGGGAGUUGUAGUCCAAUACAUCUGGAGGGCACCAGGUUGGGGAAGGCUGAGUUUUCUCCAAUGUUGUACUUGCAGAAGGCUAGGUGAUAUCCAACGUUAGCACCAAUUACAGGAGUUGGCAUUGUUCUGCUAGUAGUUGCACAACUGCAAGUAGCGCUAGCACAACUGGCACGCACAAACGACAACUGGGGGCUGCCAAUAAGGCGGCAGGCUGCUAUUGCGCCAAGCAAAACCCUGCACUUUUGCUGCGCCGGAGUGGCAGCGGCUAAUCCCGAUGCAUAGCGAAAGUGCAGGGUUUCCGAUGGCUGGGCCCAACCCCUGCCCUUCCCCCGGGUGGAUGGCGACCAAUCGGGGGUCGCCAUCUGCCUGGCCAUACCUCCGCAUCGAGGAUGGAGUGAGGUUAGAUGGCAGAAGGGCUGUGUUCAUCUCUCUCCAUCCUGCAAAGUCGGGGUAAGUCCCCGACUUUUAAAAUGCAACACUUCUCUGGAAAGCCCAGCAAUGGCUUCAAGGUGGCUGUUGCAUCUCAUAACUGACGCAGUGCCACUGCAGCACCACCUCGGGGCUUCCCGAAUGUAUAGACAGCCUCCUAGCCUAUGCGAUGCCGCACACAAGCAGAAUCAAAGUAUUUCGGGGAUUUGACACCUGCGCAAGGAUGAAAGCAGGGCUUCCAAAUGCAGAAGCUUUGCACUGGCAGAAUUGCAGCAUUGGAUACGACCCCAUCCGACGAUUAUUAACUUUUCAUUGAAAACCCAUGACGCACCUCGUUUAUGCAACCUGCAAGUUCUUUGAUGGUUUUCUCAACAUUUAAUAAAUAACUUGAUUCACAGGACCAAAAAGGUACCAACUUCUGUUACAAAUUAUUUAUUCAAAGAGCAUCCAAAAUGUCUAGAUAAUCACAUAAAUAGGAGUUCUGAGUUUUCACAAGGCUACGCUAACACGGAGAUAGAAGGGGGAAGGGGACACUGGCUGCAAUGCACCGACAACAUAAACUGGCACACUUAAUGAUUUUAAAAACAGAAAAACCAAGGCCGAUUUUUAAAAAAUGUUUUGGUGACCUGGGCUGGAUCUACACUACUGCUUUAUAGCAGUAUUGAAAUGCACUGAUAACUGUUUAUACAGUUAAUAAACCAAUUUCAUAGUGUUA